AUGCCGCUGGAAGUCGAACUUCCAUUCUUUUUUUUUUUUUGCCUCCCCCCUGACUCGGUUAGUCGCGGUUUGACGGGUGGCGUUCUCUCACCGGCCACCGACGCAGCGCCACACUUCUGUCGCUUCACGGCGCAGCGGAACAAAGUCUCCACGCAAGCAAGCAUCCGCAUCUACAGCCAACACCGCAACUCCCCCCUCAUGGCGAGGCCGGCAACGCGCGUGAGUGGAGAGGUUGGGCAGCAGAACCAGGAAGGUCGCCGGUGUGGCAACGGAGGGGGAGAAAACGAGACAAAUUCGAGUGAGUGUCCGAUCUUGCGCUGUCCGGAGUGCCUAAAUGGUUUUUCAACAUGGUCUAGGCUUACUGCACACUUAAACGCCUCCGCACACUUUUCCGCGAGGUGUGUGACGUGCGGAGAGCAACUGCGGUGUUACGGGCCCACACACCCGUAUCGACAUGAAGCCGCAACAGGGCACGUCGGAUUUUUUGGUACUUUUUACACGCGUAGUGACUACCGCUUGGAUCACCCUCCUGUGUUUACCCACCCACAGUAUCGUUGCGUGUGUCGCGUAACCUUUCUUUGCCCCCUGCAGCUUGCACUUCAUUUACGUAUGGAACACGCUGUGACUGCGAUCCCCGACGUAGCCGUUUGUCGCACGUGUAACAUGCAUGGUUCCCUUGCUGAGUUGGCGGCGCACAGGCUGAAGCGGUUGCUGCUCAAAGAAGAUGACGUGAUUGAAGUUCCCGGGUUUUCCCCUGCCCCGUAUCUGGUGCGUUGGCCAAAAAUACCACCAUGGACUGUGCAGAAAAAACCGUAUGCCGUUCUCUACCAAUGUCCUAUCUGCGUCUCGGUUUUUACCUCGUGGGCCGCCAUGGAGAACCACAUAGAGAAGAAUUGUGUGUGUCAAUGCAUGCUGGACCCAAUUGGUGCUCGUUCUGGAAAUACGUCACACGCCGCCGGCGCCCAUCGGUUCUCACCGGAGGAGUUUGAGGUUCUCUUGGACACGAGUGAGCCGGAAAUGUUGUCACUGCUCCAGGGGGCUUCACAGCGGCAAGUUGGUGAUUCAGCCCAAGAGGAGGAUCUCGUCCUGGUGUUUCAGUGUCCAGUGGAGACCUGUUCUCGUCUAUUUCUUACGCAUGGUGAACUGCAGGAGCACAUGGAGGAGCAGGCCCACUUCCCUUCCGCACCUGGAGCGGAGGCGGAGGGUGCGACCCAAGAUGGGCUAUCCUGGAAGUGCAACCUCUCCGACUACGAGGUGAUGUGCUCGGCAAGGCGGCUGGUCGAGGAAUUCGGCUUGUCGAGAUGCCCCCACUGCUGCCGGGUGCUGUCGCACGGCAUGGAGACCCAUCAUCAGCUGUUUCACCCGGAAGCGUAG
Messenger RNA from Trypanosoma conorhini, 1374 nucleotides. RefSeq lists its product as uncharacterized. Bases 1 to 1374 code for a protein of 457 amino acids. The record is from RefSeq and is a predicted model, not a curated record. Gene Ontology annotation, biological process: regulation of transcription by RNA polymerase II. Gene Ontology annotation, cellular component: chromosome. NCBI's taxonomy places the organism in Eukaryota, Euglenozoa, Kinetoplastea, Trypanosomatida, Trypanosomatidae. Gene Ontology annotation, molecular function: chromatin insulator sequence binding. The transcript has a single exon.